AUCGAGAGCACCCAGCUGGAGUGACGCCACUUCCGCGACAAUAGGGUCAGCGUGACUGAUUUAUCAACAAUAACAAGAUCUGCACGGAACUGUUUGGCGAUCAAAGGCUAUAAAUGAGAUGACGUCUUAAUCUGAAGGUUAGGAGACGCUGCUCCUUCAAUUGCUGUCAUCUCUGAAAACUGACUACGCUGAGGAAAGCCCAGUCUCUUUGCUGUUUUGCAGCCACAUUUAAUUUGUUUGAGCCCUGACACUCAAAAGACAAAUUACUUUUGAAGUAAAAGUAGACGUUAUUUUAUGGCACAGCUGUGACUGUGGACCAGUGAGAACAAAUCGCACAGCAGCAGUUGUGGUGUGAGCUGGUGCAAUGGAAGCUUCUGAGAUUGAAGGCCGCACCUUCAUGCAAGCGAUCAGUGAGAAGUACAGCCCAGAAAACUUCCCUUGCCGUCGGGGUCCAGGCUUGGGGGUCGUGGUUGUGCCGUCUAGACAGCAGGGAUCACCUAUGAAAGACCGUCUGAACCUGCCCAGCAUUCUGGUUUUGAAUGGCUCUGGAAUCAGUCAUGCAGGAGAAGAGGGAGAGAUUGCUGCCUUCUGUACUCAUGUAGUUGAACUUGAUCUGUCCCACAACAAGCUCCAAGACUGGCUUGAGAUCAGCAAGAUUGUUUCUAACAUCCCUAACCUGGAGUUCCUGAACCUCAGCUCUAAUCAGCUGAGUGAUGCAGUCUUGGAGCCAGACUGCGCAAAGACCUUCUCUAGCAUCCGCCGCCUCGUUCUUAACAAUACCCAGGUGUCCUGGGACACAGUGCACACAUUCACACGAGAGAUGCCUGAACUAGAGGAGCUGUUCCUGUGCCUUAAUGAGUACACCACUGUGACACCGGCCACCAUGCCCUGCCCCACACUGCGUCUGCUCCACAUCACAGAUAAUAGUCUCCAGGAGUGGAGUGAAGUACGGAAAUUCGGCUCCAUGUUCCCUGCACUGGACACUCUGGUCAUGGCCAACAACAACCUAAACUCCAUUCAAGACUCGGGUGAAAUCCUUCAGCGGCUCUUCCCUAACCUUCGAAGCAUCAAUUUGCAUAACGCAGGACUUAAUAGAUGGGAGGACAUUGAGAAGCUAAACUUUCUGCCCAAACUGGAAGAAGUGAGGUUGCAAGGCAUUCCUCUACUUCAGGCUUUCACGAGCAUGGAGCGUCGCAGUCUAAUGAUAGCCCACCUGCCGUCAGUGAACUCUCUGAAUGGGAGUGUCGUAACAGAUUGUGAGAGAGAAGAUGCUGAGAGAUUCUUCAUCCGUUAUCACUUGGAUCAUUCAGAGGAAGAGCUGCCUCACAGAUAUCACUGCUUGGUAACCAAAUAUGGGAAACUGGCUCCUCUGGCUGAGAUUGACCUGAGACCACGUUGCCACGCCAAGGUUGAGGUGCGCUAUGAAGACAAAGUACAGCAGUUGAGCAUCCGUCUGGACCAGACUGUCGGAGAGCUGAAGAAGCAGCUGAGGACUGUUGUGCAGCUCUCCUCCAGCAAUAUGCGCAUUUACUACAUCGACAAGGAUUCUGCCUUCGGCCCUGAUGAGUUGAAGUACAGCACACGGGCCUUGCACUCCUACAGCAUUCAAGACGGGGAUGAGAUCCUGGUAGUUCCCAAAACAAAAUAACUGUCUUUCUCCAGGAUCACAAAAAGCUAUAUUUAAAUAACCAAAUCAACUAGCACCAUCUAAGCUCCAUAGAGUGAGUGGGAUUGUCUUUUCAGGGAAAAACUCCUAAGAUUUGCUGGAGCUUCAGUAGUAUUCAGUCGGCACAUAACGUGUCAUGUCGCUAAGAAACACCAUGACUUGUGUGCUCCUUUGGUUUUGUUGCUGUUGUUAAGGAUUAACUUUUUGUUUUUAGACUUCACAAGCACCCCUGUAUUUUCAAACACCUGUUUCUUCAAAAAAUUAAGCACAGCGGAGGGCUCUGGCAGCCCAGGAUGUGCAGAGUUUAAGACAAUCACUCACAGCUGAAAGAAAAUGUUGCACUGCACUGAUGUCUUAAAGAAGAAACCGUGGAUAUCCAUUGCCUGCUGAUCUGUGUUGUAUGCUGUCAGCCAUUAAUUACAUGCAAAAGACUCUCAGGCCUUAUAUAUUGUAUGGGCAGUGCUAGAUUCACAUGAGGAAAGAUUUGUGGAACAUCUUAUUCAUAAAUGUUUUUAAAUGUCCAGUUCAUUUUUAUAAACUGAUUGAAGAAUCCAGAAAAUGAAUUGCUGAGUACGUACAUGGAUGCAUGUGCUGUUUAAUUGUGGAUUUAAAAUUUUCUUUUUUUUUCCUUUUAAAAAAAAAUUUGUUGGUACUUUCUCUGCUGGUUUGUAAGUAGGCCCCUCAAAAUUGUACCUCCAAUACAAAGCAUCCGCUUGGAAAAGUGCUUAUCCUCAUUUCACUGGUAUCCAGAUUACAGAGUGUGUUGAUUUGGAUAUUUUACUCUCAAAAUAAUGAGAUCUGUUAAGUGACAGAAUAUCACAAUAUCACAAUAAUCCACAAGUAAUUAGCUGCCUGUUUGUAACAAACAGAUUCAUCCUAAAGAAGAAAUUGCCUUCUCCAGUGAAAAAGUCAUCUCUUCUGUAUCAGGAGAUAUGUGCAUGUUUCUCCUGAUUCAGGCAAGAUUAUUUUUCAAGCACCAUUUAUAAGUGAAAAGAGUCCAAAACAGUUCUGAACUAUAUUUUAAUGUGAGAGGACAACAGGGAAUGGAUGUCUUGAGUCAUGUGGAUUACUUGUAGAUUAUUGUAAUGUUUUAUCAGCUGUUUAAACUGUCAUUAUGAAGAUCCAUUAGUAAGCAGUUGCUGUGAUGCAAAUUUCUUCCAAAUCUUUUAUUUUAUGAAAUUAAAAAUUGUAUUAAAUGUAUGCAUUUAGCAGACACUUUUUUUCAUUCCAAAAUGAAAGUCGGUUACAAAAACAGUUUGGUUACCAACAUUCUUUAGAACAAAUUAUUUUGUGUUCUAUAGAAGAAAGAAAAACAUACAGAUUUGAUAUGACAUGAGGGUAAGUAUAAAUGAAGUUUUCAUUUCUGUGUGAUUUAAUUUUUUUUAAAUCACUGCAGCUUGACUAAAAUAUGUUGAAAUGUGCAAUGCAAGACUGUUAUCUUAUAGGAUCCAAACUGUCAAAUUAUUUAUUUAUACCUGGUACAUUGAUCAAAUCAGUGCAUGAACCUCAUUUCCUUGUCAUACUUAAUUCAACAAAACCCCAUGUUUAGCAACUGAAAUUGGUGAAACAGUUUGUUGCAUUUCUAUUUUCAUGUAAAACAUGAUAGUAUAACUUGAAAAAUGGACUGAAUGGAAAAGCACUGAGAUCCUUUGGGCGUAACUGACAGAGUGCCAUGCAUUGACACUCACAAAUGCUUGGGUUAGUAGUACAUGUUGAAUGUUGAAGGCUAGAAGCAUUUCUCAUUAAACAUUUCAGGUUUCUCAUCAGUAAAACGUGAUUUAAACCAUGUUGCUUUAAUUAAGUUGUAAUUAAGAAUUUGUAAUCUGCUUCUUGAUCAUUUUAUAACCGAAAAGUGAAAUGAGUAGAUAGAGAUUUCAUGACUGAUAUGUGUAUAACUAAAAUGGAAGUGAAGUGUAAAAAUUUUUAAAAAGCUCCUAUAGUAAAAAUAAUUGAAGUGUUGUUUGGUCAGGGGAAGAACAAUGAUGGAUAUCAUAUAGCAGCAUUCUAGCAUCCGCUAUGCCUUUAACACUCUUUAUGCCUUUAUCUGCAGCCCUUAAUCAAACAUUAAAGCAGAAUGAAACAUU
Messenger RNA from Carassius gibelio (silver crucian carp), 3750 nucleotides. RefSeq names its product tubulin-specific chaperone cofactor E-like protein. Gene Ontology annotation, molecular function: alpha-tubulin binding. Lineage: Eukaryota; Metazoa; Chordata; Actinopteri; Cypriniformes; Cyprinidae. The record is from RefSeq and is a predicted model, not a curated record. The transcript has 9 exons. Gene Ontology annotation, biological process: protein folding. Bases 365 to 1648 code for a protein of 427 amino acids.